Molecule: messenger RNA, 851 nt
Organism: Centruroides sculpturatus (bark scorpion)
Lineage: Eukaryota; Metazoa; Arthropoda; Arachnida; Scorpiones; Buthidae
Product: protein hook homolog
Exons: 5
Coding region: 1-645 (214 amino acids)
Source: RefSeq, a predicted model, not a curated record
AUGCAUCUUAAUGGAAAACUUGUAGAAGAGAGAACUAAGACUGAAGAACUACUUCAGCAACAAAGAUUAAAGUUUCAUGAAGAAAUGGAAGCACAGUGCUCUCAGCUCUCAGAAAAAGUCCAUACAUUACAAAAAGAAAAUGAUGAUCAAAUAAAAGUGAUCUCCCAGAAGGAAUUUGACAUUACACAGUUACAGUCUGUGAAAGAGCACUUAGAAAUAGAAAAAGAAAAUCUACAUAAAAUAGUCAGUCAACUGAAAGAGCAAUUAGCUUCUAAAGAAAGUGAAUUAAGAAAUAUAGUUACUACUUCAGAAACAGAAAACCGAGAUAAACAUAAUGAGUUAAUGAAAGAAAAAGAUAACAAUAAUAAUUUACAGAGUAAAGUUUUGGAAUUAGAAACCACCCUCAAUAAUCUUCAAAACCAAUAUUCAGAAAAUAUUGCUAAUAAAGAUUAUCAAAUUAAUACUCUGAAGGAUAUAUUACAAAAAAAAGAAACUGAAUUACAAAAUAAACAGCAAGAAGAACUUAAUAGAGCUUCAGAGUUGUAUUCUGCUUUCAAGAAUUAUAUGGAUAAUGUUCCCAGAUUGGAUAUUACCAGCUAUUUUGCUUCUAGAGGAUCAACUUCCACUCCGUUUUCAAAAAAAUAAUUUAUAAUAAUUUUUAACUUCAAAAUUAUUUUUAUCAUGUUAAAGAAUUUGGCAGUAAAUCAUUUUCACAAGUUGAAUACAAAAUUAUUAUCUAAAGCAGAUUAUCAAAUUUAUCAAAAUAUUUUAAAAAGUUUUAAAAUAAAAUGUAAAGAAUUCUGAUGAAUCAAAUUGAUGUUUUAAUUUUAUGAAAGAGUGGAUUUAAAUGA